AGAAGAGGUUACCCUUGCUUCAGCCUUGAAGGAGGCCACCGCUACGGAGAAUUAUGAAAGAGAGGAGCUUGAUGCCAGUCGCAAGGCCCCUAAGCCACAGAUAGAAGUUGCGCAUGCCAUGGAUGAGCUAGAGGCUACUCCGAGCCAAAGCCCAGUCCGUGGGGUCGAGUCAGUGCGUCAGGCCUGCACAGUGCACAAAGAGCACCGAGGCAGGUGCCCUGGUUGUGGCGGAAACCAUGAGCGGAAGAGUUGUCGUUUCCGGGAUGCUAUGUGCCGGACGUGCGGGAAGACAGGUCACAUCGCCAGGGUCUGUAGAUCGGCGGCGUUGGGAGCGACAGGAGCACCUAGACUGGAGCAUCGCAGACCGCCCACGGCAAACCAUGUUCUAAAGGACUGCCACUACGUAACGGAGAUCAACGGGAGGGUCGUGCAGUUUCCAGCGCAAGGCAAGGCACACGUCAAGGUGAAGAUUGAGGGUCAGCUGUGCGACAUGGAGGUGGACUCCGGAUCUGGAUUCACUAUCGUGUCGGACCAGACCGCGAGGACAUUCUUCCCCAGGGGUAAGUUGCCCCCUCUGGAGCCCUUCCCGGCAACUUUGCAGUCAUACUCAGCGGGCCGCAUCCAUAUCAUGGGAAUGUGUGCCGUGAGAGUACAGUUCCGGGACAAACAGGCGGUACUCAAACUGGUGAUUGCGAAGGGCAGUCGCCCCAGUCUCCUGGGCACUGACUGGUUCCCCGCCCUGGGACUGAGUAUAUCAGGGCUUAAUUCAAUCCAAACCUGCCCUGAGAUGAGCGAGGCAUUAUGCAAAGAAUUUGCUGGUCUCUUUAAUGGAAAACUGGGUUGUUAUAAAGGGCCCCCAGUUGACUUCGAAUUGGACCCUGGGGUGGCCCCAAUCCGACUCAAACCAAGGCGAGUGCCAUUUGCACUGCAACCCAAGAUCGAAGCAGAGCUGGAUAAAUUGGUCAAGCAGGGAGUUCUCUCACCCAUGGACUCUGCUAAGUGGGAGACUCCAAUCGUCACGCCCCUUAAAGCAAAUGGGGAAGUCAGGAUCUGUGCAGAUUACAAAUGUACUAUCAAUAAGGCACUCAGGGGAAACUCAUACCCCAUUCCAGUCGUAUCACAUCUGUUGGCUAAACUGGCUGGGGGCAAGGUGUUCGCCAAAAUUGACCUGGCACAAGCUUACCAACAGCUGCCAGUAACCCCACAAUCAGCGGAAGCACAGACUAUUGUCACACAUAAAGGGGCGUUCAGAGUUAACAGAUUACAAUUUGGAGUUUGUGUGGCCCCAGGGAUUUUUCAAGGGCUCAUGGAACGCCUGUUAAGAGGUCUGCCGGGGGUCUUGCCAUUUUUUGAUGACGUUUUGAUUGCUGGAAAAGACCCACAGGAACUGGUUGCGCGUGUCCGUGCAGUGUUGCUCAAGUUCAAGGAGGUGGGGUUGCAACUGAAAAAGGAAAAAUGCAGUUUUGGGGUGCCAACUGUGGAUUUCUUGGGGUUUAAAAUUGAUGCAUCAGGAAUCCACCCCACAGAUGCUAAGAUUAAGGCCAUCAUCGAGGCACCACGACCACAGAACAAGACGGAGUUGCAGUCAUUCCUGGGACUUAUUAACUUUUACCAUUCGUUCUUACCCCAGAAAGCUUCGCAGAAGGCUUUUGACUCCUUGCGAGGAAUGCUGAGUAGCAGGAGCGUCCUUGCUCAUUAUGAUGAGUCGAAGCCGCUGGUCCUGGCAUGUGAUGCCUCUCAAUACGGCCUGGGGGCGGUGCUGAGUCAUAGGGAACCGGAUGGGUCGGAAAAGCCCAUCUCUUUCUAUUCCCGUACGUUGUCGCCCACGGAGCGCAACUAUGCUCAAAUUGACAAAGAGGCGCUUGCAAUUGUGGCAGGGAUCAAAAAGUUCCAUGAUUAUGUGUAUGGUCGCCAUUUCUCCAUUGAAAUGGACCACAAACCACUGUUAGGGUUGUUCAACCCGAACAAACAAACGCCACAAAUUCUCUCCCCCAGAAUGUUGCGUUGGUCUAUAUUCCUGAACGGGUUCCAGUACACCUUGACCCAUGUGCCGGGGAAACGGUUGUGCCACGCUGAUGCGAGGGGGUGGCCAGGUGGUCCGCAUGAAGACAAAUUCAGGCCUUAUGCGACAAGGCAGCACGAGUUGUCCAUGCAUAAGGGUUGUCUCCUGUGGGGAGAUAGGGUGAUCAUCCCAGCACCACUGAGAAACAGGGUUCUUGAGACGCUUCACAUGGGACACCCAGGAAUGGUCAGGAUGAAGUCGCUAGCCCGAUGUUAUGUGUGGUGGCCUGGAAUGGACCAGAACAUAGAACAAUGGGUACGAACAUGCAAGGCAUGCCAAGAGGUGCGGCCAGAAGUGGCCAGAGCACCAGUUCACUGGUGGGAGCAGUCCAGAUCUCCCUGGAGCCGGCUGCACUUAGAUUUUGCUGGGCCAUUCCAGGGGAAGGUCUUUUUGGUUAUCGUCGAUGCAUAUUCCAAAUGGUUAGAAGUGGCGAUGGUCCCUAGCAUGGCAUCAGCUGCCGUAAUCAAGGUGUUGAGGCAGCUGUUUGCAACCCACGGGUUACCUGAGACCAUUGUAUCAGAUAAUGGGGCAGCUUUUGUAUCCCAAGAAUUCAGGGCAUUCUUGGCUGAUAACUUCGUAAGAGGGGUCACAUCCGCGCCCUUUCACCCAUCCUCCAAUGGGCAGGCUGAGCGCAUGGUAAGAACAGCCAAAGAAUCCAUUGCGCGCUUAAUGGAGGGUAACUGGUCAGCUCGCAUCGCGCGAAUGUUAUUUUUGCAGCAUGCGACGCCGUGUACUGCGACGGGCAAGUCGCCAGCUGAGCUGCUCUUGGGUAGAAGACUGGUAACGGUGCUGGAUUAUGUCCACCUCGAUAAAAUGCCAAACCGUAAUUCAAGAGCAACCCCCCAGGCUGAGGCUGACACAACAAGGUAUCUCGCCCCUGAAGAUCUGGUCUGGGUGAGGAACUAUUCACGAGGUUCGCGGUGGGUGGCUGGUGUGGUCACCCGGACUAGUGGACCUGUGUCCUAUUAUGUGACCUUGGAAAAUGGGCAAGUUUGGAAGAGACAUAUAGAUCAGCUGAGGCGCCGGGCGCUCAGCAGGGAGGGGUCAGAUAAUUCAUCCCUGGCUAACGACGCAGAGCUGCAAGACCAGAGUGAAAAUGGCCCAGAGGUGCAGUCACCAGGGGCUUCAGCAAAUGAACCAGGGUCUGCUAGUCCUCAGGAUGACGAGGUACAGGUAGGGGACCCUGCGAUGUCUGGGACUCCAUCUGUUCCUGACGAAACCCCUAUAGCACCCCCUCUACCACAGGUAACAUCCAAUCCAGAACCGGCAACACCUGUUGUCAGGAGAUCAAGUAGAAGUUGUAGGACCCCACAGUACCUGAGAGAUUACGUCUGCGGUGCUCACUGGGGGGGGAGGGGUGUUGUGUAUUGAGUCAAAGGAUUUUAUAUCUGUAUUAUUAUUGUCUGUAUUUGCAUUAGGGUAAAGUAACUGCCUUUUGGUUCCAGAGGGUACAGCUACUAUUGGUUCAUUUAAGCUGCUGUAUUUGGAUCCUCUGUCUUAUUGGUUUCCUCCAAAAGGCAGGACUGUGAUUGCCUGAUAUUGUUCCCUCCAAAAUGUAUCCUUUCUAGCUAGUUCCCUGUCCCUAUAAAUGUAGCUCUCCCCUCCUCAGUUC
Messenger RNA from Podarcis raffonei (Aeolian wall lizard), 3674 nucleotides. RefSeq lists its product as uncharacterized. The coding region runs from base 119 to 3433 and encodes 1104 amino acids. Gene Ontology annotation, molecular function: nucleic acid binding; zinc ion binding. The record is from RefSeq and is a predicted model, not a curated record. The transcript is spliced from 3 exons. NCBI's taxonomy places the organism in Eukaryota, Metazoa, Chordata, Lepidosauria, Squamata, Lacertidae. Gene Ontology annotation, biological process: DNA integration.